Haliotis rufescens (red abalone) is the source of this 1904-nucleotide messenger RNA. RefSeq names its product dnaJ homolog subfamily C member 21-like. The coding region runs from base 122 to 1819 and encodes 565 amino acids. The transcript has 15 exons. Lineage: Eukaryota; Metazoa; Mollusca; Gastropoda; Lepetellida; Haliotidae. The record is from RefSeq and is a predicted model, not a curated record. Gene Ontology annotation, cellular component: cytoplasm.
UGAUUGACCGAAAUCGACUUCCUCAAAGGAGAGUGCCACCACAACACAACAUGUGCUUGUGCAAUGUGUGAAAUAAUUGAUUGACAUCUGAACGUAACGGUCAACCAACAUAUGGGUAAAAAUGUCAUCGACAAUAAAGUGUCAUUACGAGGUCCUAAGUGUUCCGCGAGAUGCAAAUAACGACGAUCUGAAGAAGGCGUACAGGAAAUUAGCCUUGAAAUACCAUCCAGACAAGAACCCUGACAACGUGGAGGAAGCUACCAGGGAGUUUCGACUGGUGCAGCAGGCCUACGAGGUUCUCAGUGACCCCCAGGAGCGGGCGUGGUACGACAAGCACAGGGAGGCCAUCCUGAGGGGAGGCUUAGGGCGAGGUGACAAGUACGAGGACAACUCCCUGGAUGUGUUUCAGUACUUCAACUCAGCCUGCUACAAAGGAUUCGGAGAUGAUGCUGAGGGCUUCUAUGCGGUGUACAGCAAGGUGUUCCACACUCUGGCGGAGGAGGAUUACCCCUUCAUGGAGGACAAGGACAGCGACUACGAGAUUCCAGAGUUCGGCAACUCAGAAAGUUCCUAUGAAGAGGUCGUUCAGCCAUUCUAUGAUUACUGGACGUCGUACUGUACGGCCAAGUCCUACGUGUGGGAGGAGAAGUAUGAUACUCGCGAGGCGCCUGACAGGUGGACUCGACGCAAGAUGGAAGGAGAGAAUAAGAAACAGAGGGAUGCUGCCAAGAAGGAAAGGAAUGAAGAAAUCAGGGCUCUUGUGGCAUAUGUUCGGAAGAGAGACAAGCGUGUUCAAGCCCACAGGAAACGGCUGGAGGAGAGGGCGGCAGAAAUAGCUCGGAAAACCAAGGAACAGCAGGAAAAGGAGCUGCUGGAAAGAAAGAAGCGGAUGGAGAACUACAAGGAAACGGGGUGGUCAGCCAUGUCGGCCCUGGAGGACGAUCUCCGUCAGCUGGAGGCCAGCGUAGACGAGCACUUCGGCGGGGAGCGAGACGACGAUGGAGGAGGGGAAGGUGUCCCUGGUGAGGGUGAUGAUGUUCCCAUGGAGGAAGAGGAAGAAGAGGAUUACUAUGACGACCUGUUCUGUAUUGCCUGCAAUAAGGCUUUCAAAAGUGACAAGGCGUAUGCAAAUCAUGAAAAGUCCAAGAAACACAAGGACCUUGUAGCCAUAUUGAAAGCACACAUUGAACAGGAAGAGGAAGUGCUGGGAGAGAUGGCUGAUGGAAUACAACUAGCAGACGACAUUGAUCUGAAUGACAGUAAUGCUCAGGACAGUAAACAGAAACUGUCAAAGAAACAGAAGAAGAAGAGGAAGCAACAAAAACAGCAGCAGGAGGAAGAGGAGGAAGACAUGGGGAAGUUAGAGGGCAGACUUGGAGAUGUGGAUAUCAGCACCGAGGAUACCCCAGACAGCUCCACUGCAUCCCAGAAACACAAGACCAAGGAGAAGCCUAGUGGUGACACACCGGAGGAAUGUACAGCCAGCAGAGUGGAGGGAGAUGUGGGCGGCGCCCCCGGGGGGAAGGAGCCAAGUGAUGUCACGCCAGCCGAGACUAGUCUCACGGACAGUUGUCAUGGAGAUGACAGUGUCACUGAAAACACACCUACAGAAGAGUUACAUCCAGACAGCAGAAAACCCAGCAAUAGUAAACCUAAAGAGGUGUUCAAGUGUAAUGUGUGUGGAGGUCAGUUUGGGACGCGGAACAAAUUAUUUACUCACAUCAAGGAACAAGGUCAUGCGCUCCGAGUUACAGACUCUACAGAAGAACCGAGAGAACGUCCUGGUGGCAAAAAGAAUAAGAAGAAGGGGAAAAGAUGACGAGAGCCAGUUUUGUUUUAGAUAAUUUUAUUGUAUCAUAUCUGUAUAUGACGUCAUUGUUGAAUAAAGAAUAUACCACUGAAAA